AUGCGGCGUGACAACUCCCUCACAUCCAUCAAGUACACCGGCAUCGGUGGAUCUGGCAGCUACAACAAGGUCACCGACCUUGUCCCCGGUGACUGGCCUAGUUGUAGCGUGAGCAAUUACUGCCAGACGGAGAGCGUGUCCGUUUCGGGCAACCUUGCACCCUUCGACGAUGAAAUGACCAUCGCCUUCCGUGGGCCGAUGACAAUCUCUAACAUCGCUGUCUAUCAGCCGGCCAACACCUCCGCGGCGACCUGGUCGCAGGUUAGCUCCUGGACCGCCGGUGGCUCUGCUAACAACUUGGUGUUCAUGAACAACAAGGGCGGAGGCCUUUCUGGUGAAUGGUCUGUCUGCGGUGGCGCCAGUCAAUCGUACGCCAAUGGUAACUGGACCGAUGCGGCUGCCUCGCCCAUGGACUCGGUCAUGGACGGCACCCUCCCCGCCGGUCAGGAAGUGAACAUUGUGACUGCUACCGCCUGCAGUGACACCAACGCCUGCUCCGCUUUCACUCGUGGCACUUCCAACCAUGGCUGGGGCGAGUCGAAGAUGUUCGUCAUGACCGUGACGAUGCCCGACUCGUCUGACGCAUCGCAGGUGCCCGCGGUCUGGGCGCUGAACGCGCAAGUUGUCUGGGCUGCACAGUACGGCUGUAACUGCCGUGGCGAAGGUGUCGGCGGCUGCGGUGAGCUAGACAUCGCCGAGGUGCUCUACGGCAACGGCGACGACCCGUCUGCGGCUAUCUCGGAGAUCUACUCGUUCAAGGGCGCGACGGGCUCGGGUGCUUCUGCAUUCGCGCGCCCCGUCGACACACCCGCGACAUUCGGGAUUGUGUUUGACGUGGACAGCGAUGCGAUUUCCGUCCAGGAACUCACUGAGUGGGACUACACGCAGACGGCGAUCCCGCGCAGCAUCGUGAACGGGUACCUCGAUGCAUCCGCCGGCGAGACGGUGUCGUUCAGCGCGAACGCGCGUCGCGCGGACAAGCGCUCCAUCUUUGGUGCGCACCACCGUCGCCGCAACCACUAA
Fomitopsis serialis is the source of this 1023-nucleotide messenger RNA. RefSeq names its product putative TOS1-like glycosyl hydrolase-domain-containing protein. Lineage: Eukaryota; Fungi; Basidiomycota; Agaricomycetes; Polyporales; Fomitopsidaceae. The coding region runs from base 1 to 1023 and encodes 340 amino acids. The record is from RefSeq and is a predicted model, not a curated record. The transcript is spliced from 4 exons.